CAUAAACAAGUCGUCACUGAGAACGCCCUGUUGGCGAAAAUUCUUGCAUUUGACCUUCUACGGAUACUCAUUUAUUGUAAAUUUUCCUCCCGACUAUUUAAAUAACUAAAUACAGAAUGAGCUCCGUGGUCAAGAUCGAUUUUGACGACAUCAUGAAGGAUAUAGCCAGGGCCAUACACAAAGAUUCAGACAUAGAUAAUCUCGGAAAAGCCUUGGGAUUUGGGCAAGGAGAUAUUGGCCGCGCAAUUGAUAAAAACGCUCAACAAGGAGGGGAUUAUAUGGGAACAUUGGGUAUGCUCAGGACGUGGCAAAACGGACAAGAACUUCAGAACCAAAAGGAGGAAUUGAGGUCGGCACUAACAACAGCUGGAUUGGUAAACCUGGCUGAUCAAUAUUUAAGCAUUCCCGUACCCGAAUCUGCAAAAACCACUGAAAGACCAACAGAGAACCGUUCCAAGAAUGAGGGUAACGACGAGGACAUUCCAGUAGUCGAGAAUGUGUGUCCACCAAGCGAUGAGGCGGUGGAAUUAAAACUACGGGAUUACCAAGAGGAGGUCCUUACUCCAGCAUUGAAGGGACAGAACGCCAUGGUGGUCUUGCCGACAGGGACAGGAAAGACAGAAGUCGCCAUCGCUCUUAUAAGUCGCCGGUUCCUGGCCCGCAACCCUGUAGGAGCCACUAAUCAUCGAAGGCAGAAGAGUGUGUUCGUAGUGAACAAGGUUCCCCUAAUGAAACAACAGAAGGACAGGUGUCUGAAAUACUUGAGGGGAAAGUGUAAGGUCGCUGGAACUAGCGGUGUGGAGUCGAACCCUGUGCCAUUGGACUUCCUCAUCGAUUCCAACGACCUCACCGUCUUGACGGCAGAGAAGCUUGUCAACGCCCUCAAAGAUAAGAACAUUAAGCUUGAACUCUCCGACAUCGCACUAGCUUGUCCUAGACGAAUGUCAUCACUGCCAGAAAUCUGAUCCAUACAAUGUUCUGAUGGCUAUGUAUAGAGACCUAAAGCUAAACUCUCCGGAACUUCCGAGACCACAGAUACUUGGACUGACAGCAUCACCUGGUGUUGGGAAUUCUAAGAACAUUGAGGAGGCUGAACGCUACAUCACAAAGCUCUGUGCAAACCUAGAUUGUAGAAUAUCACGACCAAAGAUCUAUGCUGACCAGCUUAAUGCGAGGAGUAACUCACCCC
This is a messenger RNA of Strongylocentrotus purpuratus (purple sea urchin), 1189 nucleotides long. RefSeq names its product interferon-induced helicase C domain-containing protein 1-like. Bases 117 to 965 code for a protein of 282 amino acids. The record is from RefSeq and is a predicted model, not a curated record. Gene Ontology annotation, cellular component: cytoplasm. The transcript has 6 exons. Gene Ontology annotation, molecular function: zinc ion binding; ATP binding; DNA binding. Lineage: Eukaryota; Metazoa; Echinodermata; Echinoidea; Camarodonta; Strongylocentrotidae.